AUGAUGUCCUAUUUAAAACAACCGCCCUACACUGUGAACGGGCUGAGCUUGUCUGCCUCCGGGGUGGAUCUGCUGCAUCCUUCGGUGGGAUAUCAAGGGACGCCAAGAAAACAGCGACGUGAGAGGACCACGUUCACGCGGGCCCAGCUCGACGUGUUGGAGAGUCUCUUCGGGAAGACCAGAUACCCGGACAUCUUCAUGAGGGAAGAGGUGGCCUUAAAGAUCAACCUCCCCGAGUCCAGAGUGCAGGUUUGGUUCAAAAACAGACGCGCGAAACACCGACAGCAGGCCCAGCAGCAGCAGCAGCAGCCGCAGACGGGCGCGCCGAAACAGGCCCCCAACAGACCGCUGAAAAAGAAGGCCUCCCCGGUGCGCGACUCCACAACGGAGAGCCUCAACAACGGCCAAUACUCCCCACCUUCCAGCACUCCCAUUACGGCAGUGAGCACCACCAACACGGCCCCAGCAGCGUCCAUCUGGAGUCCGGCCUCCAUUUCCCCUCUCUCAGACCCGCUCUCCACCUCGUCUUCAUCCUGUAUGCAGCGCGCGUAUCCAAUGACGUACACGCAGGCGACCACCGGGUACAACCAGGGGUACAGCGGCUCUUCUUACUUCACCGGGAUGGACUGCAGCUCGUAUUUAUCCCCCAUGCAUCACCAACUUUCCACGGCGAGUUCCGCGAUGAGCCCCAUGGGAGGCAGCGGGGUGUCCAGCCACCUCAGCCCGGUGAAUACGCUCUCCUCCUCGGCGUACGGAGCGGCUGCAGCGGCGGCGGGACUUGGCUUCACCGGAGCGGAUUGUCUGGACUAUAAGGACCAGACUUCGACGUCGUGGAAGCUCAAUUUCAACGCGGAUUGUUUGGAUUAUAAAGACCAGGGCGCGUGGAAGUUUCAGGUUUUAUAA
Molecule: messenger RNA, 903 nt
Organism: Knipowitschia caucasica
Lineage: Eukaryota; Metazoa; Chordata; Actinopteri; Gobiiformes; Gobiidae
Source: the annotation of a GenBank genome assembly